AGGAGUGAACACUCCCAUUAACUACUAUUCAAGCCUUCAUUUGCUUCUUGGCUCUUGCAUAUGAUCUUUUCCACAAACAAAAAAAUGGAUACCAAACAACACUACAAAUCAAUUCAUUUGCUUCUGAUUUGUCUAUCAAUAUUGAUCCUGCAUCAAAGCUUAGUUUCUGGAUCAAUGUUAAGAGGGGAUCAUGCAAAAAUUUUGUGCAUAACAAAGGAGAAGGAAGCUCUUCUCGAGUUCAAACGAGGUCUCAUUGACGAACAUAAUAUGCUUUAUUCAUGGAAAAAUGAGGAAUGUUGUUCUUGGAGGGGUGUGAAAUGCAGUAACACAACUGGCCAUAUACUCGUCCUGAAUCUUCGUGGUAACUUUGACACAUCUUUGACAGGUAAUAUUAGUUCACCACUGGUUAAGUUGCAGUAUUUGAAGUACUUGGACCUUAGUUACAAUGAUUUUGGUGGACAAAUACCAAAAUUUAUCGGUGACUUCAAAAGACUAGAGUACCUAAAUCUCUCGUAUAGUUACAAUCCUUUCACUGGUCUAAUUCCUCCUCAGCUCCAAAACCUAACACACUUAAAAGUUCUUGAUCUUGGUCAAAAUUCUUUAGUAGUGAUGAGCCUUGAGUGGAUUUCUAAUCUAGUGUAUUUGGAGUACUUAGAUCUACAUUUUUCCAAUGUACAAGCGAAAAACUGGUUACAAGAGAUAAUUAAGCUUCCUAGAUUGAGGGAAUUGCAUUUAUCUUCCUGUCAACUCCCUGUAAUCAUUCCUUCAUCACUUGUAUCAGCCAAUAUUUCCUCCUCUCAUCUUUCCAUCCUUGACAUCUCCUAUAAUGGAUAUUCGUCCGCUGCAAUAAAUAGAUGGUUAUUUAACUUCACUAGUCUUACUAGCCUAGCACUUUCGGGCAACGACUUAGGCCAAAUGUCUAGUGGCUUUGGGUACUUGAAAUCUUUGGAGCAUCUUAAGCUAUUUGGAAGUGGUAUUCAAGGUGGGAUACCAAGGUCUUUUGAAAAUUUAAGUCUUUUACGCUCUAUUGAUGCAGAUUCAAAUAACUUAUUAAGUCAACCAUUUUCUGAGCUGCUUGAUAUCUUAUCAGGGAGUAAUCAAUCGGUUGAAUUUUUGUCCUUCGAUGGAAAUUCACUCACUGGUUCAUUGAUUAAUCUUACUAGAUUUUCAUCCUUGAGGGAAUUGAUGCUACAAAACAAUUUGUUGAAUGGCAUUUUCCAUGAAAGUUUUAGACAUAUGUCCAGUCUUGAAUAUCUUGAUUUGUCUAAUAACCAAAUGACAGGGUCAUUACCAGACUUGGCAUUCUUUCCAUCAUUGAGAGAGUUGCACCUAAGGUCCAAUCACUUUCAUGGAAUGAUACCACAAGGUUUAGGUCAACUUUCCGAGCUUAAAAUCUUAGAUGUGUCUUUCAAUAGAUUGCAAGGCUUACCGGAAAGUUUGGAGAAACUUUCCAAGCUGAAAAUCUUGGACGUCUCUUUCAAUAGACUGAAAGGCUUACCGGAAAGUUUAGGGAAACUUUUCGACCUUGAAAGUUUUGAUGCUCCUUAUAAUUUGUUAGAAGGUGCAAUCUCUGAAUCCCAUCUUUCCAACCUUUGCAACUUGAAAAGCUUAAACUUGUCUUCCAACUCCUUGACUUGGAAUGUUAGUGUUGAUUGGAUUCCAUGUUUUCAACUACAAAUUAUCAGCCUUUCGUCUUGUAAUCUUGGGCUUCAUUUUCCAAAAUGGCUUCAAACUCAAAAUGGCUACUCAAUUCUGGAUCUCUCUCUUAAUAGUAUCUCAGACACAAUGCCUAGUUGGUUCUCAAAGUUGCCUCCUAUGUUAACAUACUUGAAUCUCUCUUACAACCAAAUCAGCGGAAACAUACAAGAUUUAUCAGCCAAUAUUGUUGGUCCCAUUGUCAUAGAUUUCAGUUAUAACAAUUUUUCAGGGCCCUUACCAAGAUUUCCUCAUUUGGUUAGUGAAUUGCGUAUUGACAACAAUCAGAUUUCUGGAUCACUUAACUCCAUAUGUAAAAUUCGUUCAGCUGUAAUCCUUGACUUGUCCGAUAAUCUCUUGUCCGGAGAGAUUCCUGAUUGUUGGACUCUCAUGUCUGUUCCAAUGGUCCUUAACGUAGCCAAUAACCGCAUAUCUGGAAGCAUUCCGUACUCUUUGUGUUCUUCAACAUCCUUGAGUUUUCUAUACGUGCGUAACAACAAUUUAAGUGGACAGUUUCCUACCUCUUUGAAGAAGUGCCAAGGUUUGGAAGUCUUAGACUUGGGAAGAAAUGCAUUGAGUGGAAAAAUCCCAGAGUGGGUAGGGACUAAGUUAGGUUAUUUGGGGAUUCUGAGCCUUCGAUUCAACGAAUUCUCUGGGAGCAUUCCUCCAAGUAUAUGUCAGCUUCAAUCUAUUCAGAUACUGGACCUUUCUGGCAACCAUUUAUCAGGAAGAAUUCCAAAAUGCUUCAGCAAUUUCACCACAAUGCAACUUUUGCAAGAUGGUACAAGUGUGAGCUAUGACUUCGAUCCUUAUACCCCUCGUGUAGGUACGUUGUACCAUGGCAAUGCAUUUAUCCAAUGGAAAAACAAGGAGUCAGAGUACCGUAACAUUUUGUGGCUUGUGAAAACCAUCGAUCUUUCUAGCAACGAAUUAGUCGGUGACAUCCCUAAUGAUUUUAGCAGAAUGAAUGCAUUGCUGUCAUUGAAUCUAUCAAGAAACAAUUUGACAGGAAAUAUCAUUGAAGGAAUUGGUUUAAUGAAGAUGUUGGAGUCUCUUGACUUGUCCGGGAAUCAUCUCUCAGGGAAGAUCCCAAUAGGGCUCGCUAACUUGACAUUUCUUAGCGUGUUGGAUUUGUCAAACAACAACUUGUCAGGGAGAAUACCAUCGAGCACUCAAUUACAAGGCUUUGAUUCCUCAACGUAUGGUGGGAAUAUUCAGCUAUGUGGCCCUCCUCUUCCAGAGUGUCCUUCAAUUGCUCCUCCAAAACCUCAUGUUGGUUAUGAAAGUACUUUUCAAGAAAAUGAUGAUGAUGACGACUUUCCAUCUAAAGAGUUUUAUAUAUCGAUGGCGUUGGGGUUCAUUGUUUCAUUUUGGGGAGUGUUAGGAUCUUUGUUCUUCAAUAUUUCUGGGAGGAAUGCCUAUUUUAAGUGGCUUCAUCUUUAGCUAAAGGUCUGAUUAAUGCUAUACGUAUAUAUUCAUGAACUAGUUUUUGGACACGUGCAUGCAUGUGGAACCCUUUCGAUGAGUACCGAAUGCAUAUAUAUAAUAUUAUAAUAUAUGUAAUGAACAAUUAAAAUGUAAAUUGGAAAAUUACAAAC
Messenger RNA from Solanum dulcamara, 3293 nucleotides. RefSeq names its product receptor-like protein EIX1. The transcript has a single exon. Gene Ontology annotation, molecular function: protein binding. Lineage: Eukaryota; Viridiplantae; Streptophyta; Magnoliopsida; Solanales; Solanaceae. Bases 61 to 3138 code for a protein of 1025 amino acids. The record is from RefSeq and is a predicted model, not a curated record.